Mus pahari (shrew mouse) is the source of this 5515-nucleotide messenger RNA. Its product is annotated as phosphatidylcholine translocator ABCB4. NCBI's taxonomy places the organism in Eukaryota, Metazoa, Chordata, Mammalia, Rodentia, Muridae. The record is from RefSeq and is a predicted model, not a curated record. The transcript has 28 exons. Gene Ontology annotation, biological process: transmembrane transport. Bases 199 to 4029 code for a protein of 1276 amino acids. Gene Ontology annotation, molecular function: ATP binding; ATP hydrolysis activity; ABC-type transporter activity. Gene Ontology annotation, cellular component: membrane.
CGCUGGUGGCGCUAGGGCCUGCAGAGCCAGCGGGGCUUGCGGGAGCUCUCCUGCGGGCCCGGGCCCUCGCCCCCCGCCGCAGCGGGAGGCGUCGCCGGUGCCGGGCGCGUGUGGGAGGCGGGGACGGGCCGCGGCGAGCAAAGUCCAGGUCUGCGCGCCACUCGCUGCGGCCAACACGCGCGUGAAGUUCAGGCUGAGAUGGAUCUUGAGGCAGCAAGAAACGGAACAGCACGGCGCCUGGACGGCGACUUUGAACUAGGCAGCAUCAGCAACCAAGGCAGAGAAAAGAAGAAGAAAGUGAAUUUAGUUGGCCUGUUGACACUGUUCCGAUACUCUGACUGGCAGGAUAAAUUGUUUAUGUUCCUGGGCACCGUCAUGGCCAUAGCUCAUGGAUCAGGUCUUCCCCUCAUGAUGAUAGUCUUUGGAGAAAUGACAGAUAAGUUUGUAGAUAAUACUGGGAACUUUUCCUUGCCAGUGAAUUUUUCAUUGUCAAUGCUAAAUCCAGGAAGAAUUCUGGAAGAAGAAAUGACUAGAUACGCAUACUACUAUUCGGGACUAGGUGGCGGAGUCCUUGUUGCUGCCUACAUCCAAGUCUCGUUCUGGACUUUGGCAGCUGGCCGACAAAUAAAGAAAAUCAGGCAGAAAUUUUUUCAUGCCAUCCUCCGACAAGAAAUGGGCUGGUUUGACAUCAAGGGCACCACUGAACUCAACACACGUCUGACAGAUGACAUCUCCAAAAUCAGUGAAGGAAUUGGUGACAAGGUUGGAAUGUUCUUUCAAGCAAUAGCCACGUUUUUUGCAGGAUUCAUAGUGGGGUUCAUCAGAGGAUGGAAGCUCACCCUCGUGAUCAUGGCCAUCAGCCCCAUCCUGGGGCUCUCCACAGCUGUUUGGGCAAAGAUACUCUCAACGUUUAGUGACAAAGAACUAGCUGCAUACGCAAAAGCAGGUGCCGUGGCUGAAGAGGCUCUGGGAGCCAUCAGGACGGUGAUAGCUUUCGGGGGCCAGAACAAAGAGCUCGAAAGGUAUCAGAAACAUUUAGAAAAUGCCAAAAAGAUUGGAAUUAAAAAGGCUAUCUCAGCCAACAUUUCCAUGGGCAUUGCCUUCUUAUUAAUAUAUGCAUCAUAUGCACUGGCCUUCUGGUAUGGAUCCACUCUGGUUAUAUCAAAAGAAUAUACAAUUGGGAAUGCAAUGACAGUCUUCUUCUCAAUCCUCAUUGGGGCUUUCAGUGUGGGGCAGGCUGCCCCCUGUAUUGAUGCUUUUGCUAAUGCAAGAGGAGCAGCCUAUGUGAUCUUUGACAUUAUUGAUAAUAAUCCUAAAAUUGACAGUUUUUCAGAGAGAGGACACAAACCAGACAGCAUCAAAGGAAAUUUGGAGUUCAGUGAUGUUCAUUUUUCCUAUCCAUCUCGGGCUAAUGUCAAGAUCUUGAAGGGCCUCAACCUGAAGGUGAAGAGCGGACAGACGGUGGCCCUGGUUGGCAACAGUGGCUGUGGAAAAAGCACAACUGUCCAGCUGCUGCAGAGGCUCUACGACCCCACAGAGGGUACGAUUAGCAUUGACGGGCAAGACAUCAGGAACUUUAACGUCAGGUGUCUGAGGGAAGUCAUCGGUGUGGUGAGUCAAGAGCCCGUACUGUUCUCUACCACGAUCGCUGAAAAUAUCCGCUAUGGCCGUGGGAACGUAACGAUGGAUGAGAUUGAGAAAGCUGUCAAGGAGGCCAAUGCCUAUGACUUCAUCAUGAAACUGCCCCAGAAAUUUGACACCCUGGUUGGUGAUAGAGGGGCACAGCUGAGUGGGGGACAGAAACAGAGAAUCGCCAUUGCCCGGGCCCUGGUCCGCAACCCCAAGAUCCUCCUGCUGGACGAGGCCACGUCAGCCCUGGACACUGAAAGUGAAGCUGAGGUGCAGGCGGCUUUGGACAAGGCUAGAGAAGGCCGAACCACCAUUGUGAUAGCUCACCGAUUGUCUACAGUCCGGAAUGCAGAUGUUAUUGCUGGGUUUGAGGAUGGAGUCAUUGUGGAACAAGGAAGUCACAGUGAGCUGAUGAAGAAGGAAGGGAUCUACUGCAGACUCGUUAACAUGCAGACAUCAGGAAGCCAGAUCCUGUCAGAAGAAUUUGAAGUUGAGCUAAGUGGUGAAAAGGCUGCUGGAGACGUGGCCCCAAACGGCUGGAAAGCACGCAUAUUUAGGAAUUCUACGAAGAAAAGUCUUAAACAUUCACAUCAGAAUAGUCUGGAUGUAGAAACCAAUGAACUUGAUGCAAACGUGCCACCUGUGUCUUUUCUGAAGGUCUUAAAACUGAAUAAGACAGAGUGGCCCUACUUUGUGGUGGGAACCGUCUGUGCCAUUAUCAAUGGGGCCCUCCAGCCGGCUUUCUCCAUCAUCCUGUCUGAGAUGAUAGCUAUCUUCGGCCCUGGGGAUGACGCAGUGAAGCAGCAAAAGUGUAACAUGUUCUCGCUGGUCUUCUUGGGCCUAGGAGUCCUCUCCUUCUUUACUUUCUUCCUUCAGGGCUUCACGUUUGGGAAAGCUGGAGAGAUCCUCACCACAAGGCUCCGGUCCAUGGCCUUUAAAGCAAUGCUAAGGCAGGACAUGAGCUGGUUUGAUGAUCAUAAAAACAGUACUGGUGCACUUUCUACAAGACUCGCCACAGAUGCUGCGCAAGUCCAAGGAGCCACGGGAACCAGGUUGGCUUUAAUUGCACAGAACACAGCCAACCUCGGAACCGGUAUUAUUAUAUCAUUUAUUUACGGUUGGCAACUGACACUUCUGCUGUUGUCGGUUGUUCCAUUCAUUGCUGUAGCAGGAAUUGUUGAAAUGAAAAUGUUGGCUGGCAAUGCCAAGAGAGAUAAAAAGGAAAUGGAAGCUGCUGGAAAGAUUGCAACAGAGGCAAUAGAAAAUAUUCGAACUGUUGUAUCCUUGACCCAAGAAAGAAAAUUUGAGUCAAUGUAUGUUGAAAAAUUGCAUGGGCCUUACAGGAAUUCAGUGCGGAAGGCACACAUCUAUGGCAUCACUUUUAGCAUCUCACAAGCAUUCAUGUACUUUUCUUAUGCUGGCUGUUUUCGAUUUGGUUCUUACCUAAUCGUGAAUGGACAUAUGCGAUUCAAAGAUGUCAUUCUGGUGUUUUCCGCAAUUGUGCUUGGCGCGGUGGCUCUAGGACACGCCAGCUCAUUUGCUCCAGACUAUGCAAAAGCCAAGCUAUCUGCAGCUUACUUGUUCAGCCUGUUUGAAAGACAACCUCUGAUUGACAGCUACAGCAGAGAAGGGCUGUGGCCUGAUAAGUUUGAAGGAAGCAUCACGUUUAAUGAAGUCGUGUUCAACUAUCCCACCCGUGCCAAUGUGCCAGUGCUUCAGGGGCUGAGCCUCGAGGUGAAGAAGGGACAGACGCUGGCCCUGGUGGGCAGCAGUGGCUGUGGGAAGAGCACAGUGGUCCAGCUGCUUGAGCGCUUCUACGACCCCAUGGCCGGAUCAGUGCUCCUAGAUGGUCAAGAAGCAAAGAAACUCAAUGUGCAGUGGCUCCGAGCUCAACUGGGCAUUGUGUCCCAGGAACCCAUCCUGUUUGACUGCAGCAUCGCAGAGAACAUUGCUUACGGAGACAACAGCCGGGCUGUGUCUCAUGAGGAGAUUGUGAGGGCGGCCAAGGAGGCCAACAUCCACCCCUUCAUUGAGACGCUGCCCCAAAAAUAUGACACAAGAGUAGGAGACAAAGGCACACAGCUCUCUGGGGGCCAGAAGCAGAGGAUUGCCAUCGCCCGAGCCCUCAUCAGACAGCCUCGGGUCCUACUGCUGGAUGAAGCCACGUCAGCUCUGGAUACUGAGAGCGAAAAGGUUGUCCAGGAAGCGCUGGACAAAGCCAGGGAAGGCCGCACCUGCAUUGUGAUCGCGCACCGCCUGUCCACCAUCCAGAAUGCAGACUUGAUCGUGGUGAUUGAGAACGGCAAGGUCAAGGAGCACGGCACCCACCAGCAACUGCUGGCGCAGAAGGGCAUCUAUUUCUCAAUGGUCAACAUCCAGGCCGGCACACAGAACUUAUGAACUCUUGUUACAGUAUAUUUUUAAAAUAAAUUCAAAUUGUUUUUCACUUUAUGGCAUGUAAAAGAAGUUUCUCGUUGGAGUUAUAAAAUAUAGAUCUAUCCUAUUCCACAUCAGUUUAAAGUUCAGCCUUGAUGCUUGUGCUACAGCAUCUGAAACUGGAAACAUGGAAGCAACAUCUGCCUGGACAAAUGUGACCCUACCUUGCCAUAAUAGAAGAAUUACUACAGUGUGGCUCUCUCUCCCUGAGCUGUCAGCAUCCUUCAGAGAGACCAGGCAAAUGCAUGGGAAGCAUUAAUAGAAAUCCCAAAUGAGGACGAAUUCCCGUGGUUCUAAAUAGGUAGACAUGUGACAGGAUGAAAUGGGAACAAGUUUCCAAGUACAGAGGAGAAUUAAAUUAGCAUUCUGAAUCCCUCUACUGUGGAAUAGAAGGUGUUGGUUGUCAUGACCAUAUGGACUGUUUAUUUUCUUUCCUCAACACAUUCAAUCCAACACAUUAAUGGGUUCAAUGUGGUAUUGUCAUACUGGAAUGUGCAGCAGCAGAUCCAACCACCCUUUCCCAUCCCCUCACAUUCCCUCCCCAGUCUUUAGUAGACAUUAUUCUGUGUUCAAGUGUUCACAUUUUAGCUUUGCAUGGACAUGUAGUACCCAUCUUUCUGUCUGGCUCAUUUUCCUUAAUAUGUCCAUUCCAUCCAUAUUGCUGUAAAUGUUGACUUCAUUUUCCUGGUCUCUUUUCCACUUGUGCUACUGGAGAUCAAACUUAGGGUAGGAAUGCAUUCUAAUGUAGCCGUCCAGCGGCCACGGAGAACUGGGUAUACCUGAAAGGGAGGCUGGGAAUGAGGCAGGCGAGAGCAGAAUGAAGCCAAGAUAAAGGUUCUCUAUCAAGACUCAAAAGUUUAAUUUUCAGCUCUGCAAAUAUAUAGGGGAAAAGCCCAAAGACCCAUCCUUUGUUUCGGCUGGGUUGUGUUGCUUUGUUUCAGCUGGAUUCUGUUGCAAAACAAGCUCUGUAGCUCAGCAGGCAGCCUGCUGCUGUAGGAAAUUGCAGGUGGUCAAGACAGGAGACUUUCACCAAGGUCAGAAAACUCCACCCAGGUCUGCAGAAGACCAACUGUGGCAAACAAUUAAGGUCUGAUCAGCCUGCUCAGGCUGGGGGAGGGCACGUUCUAAUACUGAGCUAAAUGCCCAGGUUUCUUCCUUUCUUCCUUACGACUGAAUAAUAUUCCACUGUUAAAUACAGCACAUUUCUUUAUGGAUGUAUCUAUUGAUGGACAUCUAGGCUGUGUAUCUUAACUGUUCUGAAUACUGCUGAAUGAAACACGGAUCUGUGGGUAUGUAUUUUGCACACUGUUUCAUUUGCAUCUCUGUUGCUGUGGUAAAACACCAACCAAAACAACUUGUGCAAGAGAGGAGUUUAUUUGGCUUACAGGCCUCACUCAGUCCACCUAGAAAAGGCACGGCCGGAUUCUGGAGACAGGACCUGAAACAGAAG